GCCCAAAACGGCUUCAGCUGGCAAACACAUCCUGCCAGACACAUGGAGAAACAGAAGGCUGAUGGCACCGGUGAAUGGGACCCAGAUAGCCAAGAACUGCACGGACCCAGCAAUCCAUGAGUUCCCCACAGACCUGUUCUCCAACAGGGAGCGACAGCAUGGAGCCGUCCUGCUGCACAUCCUUGGUGCUCUAUACAUGUUCUAUGCCUUGGCUAUUGUGUGCGAUGACUUCUUCGUCCCAUCUCUGGAGAAGAUCUGCGAGAGACUCCAUCUGAGCGAAGAUGUGGCUGGGGCCACCUUCAUGGCUGCAGGAAGCUCGACACCUGAGUUGUUUGCCUCUGUCAUUGGCGUGUUCAUCACCCAUGGGGAUGUCGGCGUGGGUACCAUCGUGGGCUCCGCUGUGUUCAACAUCCUCUGCAUCAUUGGUGUGUGCGGCCUGUUUGCUGGUCAGGUGGUCCGUCUGACAUGGUGGGCUGUGUGCCGGGACUCUGUGUAUUAUACACUCUCCGUCAUUGUGCUCAUUGUGUUCAUAUAUGAUGAAGAAAUUGUGUGGUGGGAAGGCCUGGUGCUCAUCGUGCUGUAUGGGUUCUACAUUCUGAUUAUGAAGUACAACGUGAAGAUGCAAGCCUUCUUCACUAUCAAGCAGAAGACCAUUGCCAAUGGCAACCCAGUCAGCAGUGAGCUGGAGGCUGGUAAUGAUUUCUGUGACAGUCGCUAUGAUGACCCUUCCAUGCCGUUGCUGGGGCAAGUGAAGGAGCAACCACACUACAGUGGAAGCCCCGUGGUGAUGGUGGAUGAGCUCGUGAGCUCCAGCCCCCCCAAGUUCAGUUUCCCGGAUGCCGGACUGCGUGUCAUGAUCACCAACAAGUUUGGGCCCAGGACCCGGCUGCGGAUGGCCAGCAGGAUCAUAAUUAAUGAGCGGCAGAGACUGAUCAACUCAGCCAAUGGUGUGAGCAGCAAGCCACUGCAGAACGGGAGGCAUGAGAGUGUGGAGAACGGGAACGUGCCCGUGGAAGAUCCCCAGUGCCUGCCACGGGAACAGGAGCCACCGCCACCGCCCCCGGAGCCAGAGCCCAUAGAGACCGCCUUCCUGUCCCCCUUCUCCAUGCCUGAGGCCAGAGGGGACAGGGCCAAGUGGGUGUUCAGCUGGCCACUCAUCUUCCUGCUGUGUGCCACCAUUCCCAACUGCAGCAAGCCACGCUGGGAGAAGUUCUUCAUGGUGACCUUCAUCACUGCCACGCUGUGGAUCGCUGUGUUCUCCUACCUCAUGGUGUGGCUGGUGACAGUCAUCGGGUACACUCUGGGCAUCCCUGAUGUCAUCAUGGGCAUCACUUUCCUGGCAGCGGGAACCAGUGUUCCAGACUGCAUGGCCAGCUUAAUCGUGGCGAGACAAGGCCUUGGGGACAUGGCGGUGUCCAACACCAUAGGAAGCAACGUGUUUGACAUCCUUGUGGGCCUCGGCGUGCCAUGGGGCCUGCAGACCAUGGUGAUUGACUAUGGGUCCACGGUGAGGAUCAACAGCCGGGGGCUGGUCUACUCCGUGGUGUUGCUGCUGGGCUCUGUUGCCCUCACUGUCCUGGGCAUCCACCUGAACAAGUGGCAGCUGGACCGGAAGCUGGGUAUCUGUGUGCUGGCCCUGUACGCUGUCUUCCUAUGCUUUUCCAUCAUGAUCGAGUUCAACGUCUUCACCUUCGUCAACUUGCCAAUGUGCCAGGAAGACGAUUAGGGCUGGGCCUCCCUGGGAGCUGUCCCGAAACCCUGUGACACUGGC
This is a messenger RNA of Carlito syrichta (Philippine tarsier), 1771 nucleotides long. RefSeq names its product solute carrier family 24 member 4 (gene SLC24A4). Gene Ontology annotation, molecular function: calcium, potassium:sodium antiporter activity; calcium channel activity. Gene Ontology annotation, cellular component: membrane. The transcript has 16 exons. Gene Ontology annotation, biological process: intracellular calcium ion homeostasis; calcium ion transmembrane transport; sensory perception of smell. NCBI's taxonomy places the organism in Eukaryota, Metazoa, Chordata, Mammalia, Primates, Tarsiidae. The record is from RefSeq and is a predicted model, not a curated record. The coding region runs from base 62 to 1726 and encodes 554 amino acids.